CAUUAGAAAUUAAUCUGUGGCUUGCUUCCGAAUUGACAAUUGCAAAAGACAUCGCAAGUGACAGUUCACUUCAUAACAUUCGACUAACCUAAAAUAAUUUGAGAUUGAGAAUAAACUUUUACCACUCGAAUUAAAUAAGAUUAUUGUAUUUUAAAAUGGGUAUAACAAGAAAGGUUCUCAAUUGGUAUGCUAGAAUUGGACCUAGUCACGGCAAAGUAUCGCCACCUUACGAGCAUGUAGUACAAAUUGGAGACCCCAUAUUACGUAAAGCUUCCGAAGCCGUCCCUGUCGAUCAAAUUAAGACCGAAGAGAUCCAAAAAUUGAUAAAGAAACUGCACUAUGUCCUGGACAAGUACGGUAGUUUGGGCAUGUCCGCCCCGCAAGUUGGCGUCAACAAAAGGAUAUUUGUUAUGAGACACACAGCUAAACAAAUCGCCGCUCUUCCUAAAGAAAUAGAAAAAUCCAGAGGGAUGACAGUAGUUCCAUUUAGUGUGUUCAUCAACCCAAAGUUGAAGGUGAUUGACUACAACAAAGUGACAAUGUCUGAGGGUUGUGAAAGCGUUCAGGGUUACAUUGCUGAGGUAGCUAGGUAUAGGGCAGUGGAAAUUUCAGGACUAAAUGCAGAAGGCAACAGCACAUCGACCCAGUUCAAAGACUGGGCAGCACGGAUAGCCCAGCACGAGAUGGAUCACUUGGACGGGAAGCUGUACACUGACAUCAUGGACCGGAAGACUUUGCAGUGUACGUGUUGGGAGGAGGUCAAUAUGGCAAAAGGAAAGGUUGUCAUACCAUUCUAUCCCGAUUGAUGUAAUUGUGAGACUGUUAUUAUAGUACAUUAUGUUAAAUACAUAUUAUAAAUUAUUCUUAUUGUCUAGAAAUACAUUAUAUUACCCAACCUGCCGCAUCUCCUUGUACAGUUGACAUCACUAACUACCUAAUUCGCCUUUACCGCGUUAUAGUUCUAUACAAGAUAACUUAAAAUGCAGUAGCCUGUACCUAAGUAACAACUGAAGCAACAAAACUCGUUGAAUUCAUAGAUUUAAAAAUACUUAUAAUACAAACUUACAUCACGCCUCUUUCUAUAUCUUCCCACUUGACAUGAUCCCUGUACUUUUUUCUCUACAUCCACAUUCAUAACUCUCUUCAUUCAAGCUGAACGGUGUUGGGUACUCUUGACUUGACUUUUGGUCAGAAAGUCUCUGAUUUAAUCAAGGUACAUUCAUUCGUUUAGGCCUUCCCACUCUACCAGUUCCAUUCACCCACAAUAAUAUCCCCAUAUAUGUAUAUAUGUCACCGGAAAAUAACAAGUUAAUAAACUGUUCAUCUCUCGUGUGCCGUGUGGUUCCCGGCAACAUUACAAAAAAAAUAUAGGACCACUCGCAUCACUUUCCCAUGAUUGUCGUAAAAGGCCACUAAAGGAUAGGCUUACAAACUUGAGAUUCUUUUUUAAGCGAUGGGUUAGCAACCUGUCACUAUUUGAAUCUCAAUUCUAUCAUUAAGCCAAAUAGCUGAACGUGGCCAUUCAGUCUUUUUAAGAUUGUUAGCUCUGUCUAGCCCGCAAGUGAUAUAGACGUGACUAUAUGUAUGUAUGUAUUUCUUUAUCUCCAGGGCCAUCAACCACAGAUCAACAAUUAACCACAUGCUUUACCCCAAUAGCCAAGACAGAUAAUUAAAUUAAACAAGCUGGAUUUAAAAUAUAAACAAACAUCAAUGAAAGCAUCUUUAUUUCAUUGCAGAAUUACAAUAAAGCGUACAACUAAAAAUUUAAUGUUACAUCGCUCGUUGAACAUCACUCAAACUGAACAACUUUAUAAUAUUUUUUCUAUAAAAACCGUCAGUGAAAACGAUAUUCAAAUGAUUCUAUCAGUUAAUACUCUGUUACUUGUCUUUUUAAUAAAUAUUGCGUAAAUAUGAAAAACUAAAUUUAACAUUAACAACUUUACCUAUACGUCCGACAAAAUAUCUCUUUAUAGACAAUUCCUUCCGUUGAACCAGCAUUCACUUAUUUUUCAUCAGUAUAUCACAUCCUUUCUACAAAGAAGAAAAUUGUAUAACUUUUAUGUAAUCGAUCGAUUAUAGCCACUAUCUGUGGUAAACAUAACCUAUGACCUUAAUGCAUACAAUCUAUUUGAUAUACACAUAUAUAAUCACGUCUAUAUCCCUUGCGGGGUAGACAGAGCCAACAGUCUUGAAAAGACUGAGAGGCCACGAUAAAUUAUGGCUUUAAUAUACAAAAAUAUAAUAGCUGCAAUAAGUUCUAAAAUAAUGAAUAGCCAACAUUAUUUCUGACAUUUGUCCUGGUAAGUCUUCCCCUAAGGAGGAAAUGUGAUGCAGGAAACGCGGGUGAUGCAAAGCGACACCUAUCUACAGGCCUAUCAACGAAUGUCUACAAGGCAAUUAUGCUGUUUUCUUAUAUUAGCUAGUACCAGCUGGUUCCCGGCAAUGGGAUAUAUUGCGGGGUAGACAGAACCGACAAUCUCUUUUAAAAGAUUGACAGGCCACGUUCAGCUGUUGGACUUAAUGAUGGAAUAGAAAAAAGAAUAGGACCACUCCAUCUCUCUCCCAUGGAUGUCGUAAAAGGCGACUAAGGGGUAGGCUUAUAAACUUGGGAUUCUUCAUUUGGGCGAUGGG
This is a messenger RNA of Amyelois transitella, 2631 nucleotides long. Its product is annotated as peptide deformylase, mitochondrial. Bases 156 to 806 code for a protein of 216 amino acids. Gene Ontology annotation, molecular function: peptide deformylase activity. The record is from RefSeq and is a predicted model, not a curated record. NCBI's taxonomy places the organism in Eukaryota, Metazoa, Arthropoda, Insecta, Lepidoptera, Pyralidae. Gene Ontology annotation, cellular component: mitochondrion. The transcript has 3 exons. Gene Ontology annotation, biological process: peptidyl-methionine modification; N-terminal protein amino acid modification.